This is a messenger RNA of Nematostella vectensis (starlet sea anemone), 1382 nucleotides long. Its product is annotated as trichohyalin-like. The record is from RefSeq and is a predicted model, not a curated record. Lineage: Eukaryota; Metazoa; Cnidaria; Anthozoa; Actiniaria; Edwardsiidae. The transcript has 2 exons. Bases 1 to 1263 code for a protein of 420 amino acids.
AUGCGACGCUCGGCUGCCUGCCCGCGCAGAGGCCACGUGCUUACUCUAGCAUUUAUUACGCAGUUUAGCCAAAGGAAGCGUACAUCGACAGAAGAGCAGGCAAAUGCAAAAAGAAUAAGAGAUAAGGAGCGUCCCCUGACAGAAGAGCAAGCAAAUGCAAAAAGAAUAAGAGAGAGGGAGCGUACACUGACAGAAGAGCAGGCAAAUGCAAAAAGAAUAAGAGAGAGGGAGCGUCCCCUGACAGAAGAGCAGGCAAAUGCAAAAAGAAUAAGAGAGAGGGAGCGUACACUGACAGAAGAGCAGGCAAAUGCAAAAAGAAUAAGAGAGAGGGAGCGUCCCCUGACAGAAGAGCAGGCAAAUGCAAAAAGAAUAAGAGAGAGGGAGCGUAAACUGACAAUAGAGCAAGCAAAUGCAAAAAGAAUAAGAGAGAGGGAGCGUACAUCGACAGAAGAGCAGGCAAAUGCAAAAAGAAUAAGAGACAGGAAGCGUCCCCUGACAGAAGAGCAGGCAAAUGCAAAAAGAAUAAGAGAGAGGGAGCGUCCCCUGACAGAAGAGCAAGCAAAUGCAAAAAGAAUAAGAGAUAAGGAGCGUACACUGACAGAAGAGCAGGCCAAUGCAAAAAGAAUAAGAGAGAGGGAGCGUCCCCUGACAGAAGAGCAGGCAAAUGCAAAAAGAAUAAGAGAGAGGGAGCGUCCCCUGACAAUAGAGCAAGCAAAUGCAAAAAGAAUAAGAGAGAGGGAGCGUCCCCUGACAGAAAAGCAAGCAAAUGCAAAAAGAAUAAGAGAGAGGGAGCGUCCCCUGACAGAAAAGCAAGCAAAUGCGAAAAGAAUAAGAGAGAGGGAGCGUCCCCUGACAGAAGAGCAAGCAAAUGCAAAAAGAAUAAGAGAGAGGGAGCGUCCCCUGACAGAAAAGCAAGCAAAUGCAAAAAGAAUAAGAGAGAGGGAGCGUCCCCUGACAGAAAAGCAAGCAAAUGCAAAAAGAAUAAGAGAGAGGGAGCGUCCCCUGACAGAAGAGCAAGCAAAUGCAAAAAGAAUAAAAGAGAGGGAGCGUCCCCUGACAGAAAAGCAAGCAAAUGCAAAAAGAAUAAAAGAGAGGGAGCGUCCCCUGACAGAAAAGCAAGCAAAUGCAAAAAGAAUAAGAGAGAGGGAGCGUCCCCUGACAGAAGAGCAAGCAAAUGCAAAAAGAAUAAGAGACAGGAAGCGUCCCCUGACAGAAGAGCAGGCAAAUGCAAAAAGAAUAAGAGAGAAAGGGAGCGUCCCCUGACAGAAAAGCAAGCAAAUGCAAAAAGAAUAAAAGAGAGGGAGCGUCCCCUGACAGAAGAGCAAGCAAAUGCGAAAAGAAUAAGAGAGAGGGAGCGUCCCCUGACAGAAGAGCAGGCAAAU